GUUUCCAAGAGCAAGAUCGACAUGGAACUGGUGCGGAAGGCCGUUGCAGCUUGCUUUAAGUUCGUGUUCUACAAGAGCACGGACUUCGACGGCGAGGUGUUCAAUGCAUACUCCGACAUGCGGAAGGCUUUGCGCGCGAAUAUCGUAGAGGCUCACCUUGCAGAUAUCGCUGCAGUGCGGUUCCCUACAGAUGACAAGAACACUGGCGCCGACCCGACGGAGGUGGAUGACGUCCUGAGCCUCUGUGAAUCCAAUCGGGCCAAGUCGGUCAACGAGACUGCGGCAGUCGAGUCCGUCGGCGCCGCGCCCGCGGAGCCAGUGAAGUCGCGGUCGGAGCUCCUCGCGGACUUCGCGAAGGAGGCGCAGCAGUGCCAACGCUGGAUCUUCGACCUCUAUGAGUCGAAGAAUUGCUGCAAGGGCACGUUCCCGCGGGCCACCGAAGACAUUAUGUCUUGUGCGGAGAAGCAGCAGGCGCUUUUGAUGGCCAACGUCGGCGUGGCCAGCCAGCUUGGUAGGCCAGCGGAUGCGAAGAAGAUAUCACCCGGCCAGCUCGCCAGCAUUGCAGCCAACAAGUUCAUCGACAUGCACCAUGGGCCCGCGAAUGUGUACAUGGCUAUUUUGGCAAAGCUGCACCGAGAGAGCGCGGACUCGGCCAGCGCCGAGUCGAAGGUGGCUGCGACAAAGUUGCGCGAUCAGUUGAACAUCGCCAUCGACGACGACGGAGCUGAGCACCGCGACCUGGUGGUGAAUAUGGUUAACCAGAUGAGCCUUUACAUCGCCGAAGUGAUCAGAUUUAACGGCGCAGGGGUGAGGCGCUAUACCGAGUUGGAUGCCGCCGAGUACGUCUCCAAGCUCAGG
Prorocentrum cordatum is the source of this 858-nucleotide messenger RNA. Lineage: Eukaryota; Dinophyceae; Prorocentrales; Prorocentraceae. The record is from the annotation of a GenBank genome assembly.